GAAGACCUGAUUAAGUUAUACCAGUCCCCGUGCUAGUUAUCACAGUUGUGCUUUGCUAUUGUAUUACAGCACUGUGAUGUACCUGAAGGAGUGAUAAGAGUUUACGCUCCAUUGCACUCAAAGGUUUCCAUGGCGAUCCAGCUGAACAGUCGGACGAAAGCCAAAGACAUCUUGGCAAGGUUUCAGUGCGAAAACAGUAACGGAACACCAGACAGUGACAGAAUAAACAACCAAAGUUUAUAUGAAAUAGGAGGAAAUAUAGGAGAGCAUUGCCUGGAUCCAGAUACCUAUAUGUUGGAUGUGUACAAUGUGAACCCUCGCGCAGAAUGGAUUUUAAAGCCAAAAAACAGCUGAAAAUGUGAAGGUGAUUUGAAGGACAUGCUUUACAAAUGCAGUAGACUGCGCCAAUGGAAUGCAGAAGACUCUGAGCAAUAGGAACAAUAAUGAUGGAGACUCGGCUCAAGACUUUGAAAAGAAA
This is a messenger RNA of Spea bombifrons (plains spadefoot toad), 478 nucleotides long. RefSeq names its product rho GTPase-activating protein 28-like. Bases 130 to 354 code for a protein of 74 amino acids. The transcript has 3 exons. The record is from RefSeq and is a predicted model, not a curated record. Gene Ontology annotation, molecular function: GTPase activator activity. Gene Ontology annotation, cellular component: cytoplasm. Gene Ontology annotation, biological process: negative regulation of stress fiber assembly; regulation of small GTPase mediated signal transduction; regulation of actin filament polymerization. Lineage: Eukaryota; Metazoa; Chordata; Amphibia; Anura; Pelobatidae.